CAAACUAUCUCAGUAAAGAUCCCAGCUUUCACUACAAACCCAACUCUUAAACUCACUCAGACCUCAGAUUGAGCUACCAAACACCUUCAAUCUCAUCAAAAUUAGCAACACCCAAGUCUUGAAACUCAUCUUUUAAGGUGAAACAAUGGAGACAGUGAUAGUGAAAGAAGAAGAAACUAUAACAGCCACAGUUGGUUCAUCGUCUUCAUCUUCUUCAAGCCUGACACCGCGACCGAUGGAGGGCUUACACGAUUUGGGUCCGCCACCAUUUCUUUCAAAGACUUUUGAAAUGGUGGAGGACCCUUCUACUGACCCCGUUGUUUCCUGGAGCAGAGCUCGCAACAGCUUCAUUGUUUGGGACUCUCAUCAGUUCUCAUCCACUCUUCUUCCUCGGUACUUCAAGCACAAUAAUUUCUCGAGCUUCAUUCGCCAGCUUAAUACAUAUGGUUUCAGAAAGGUUGAUCCGGAUCGAUGGGAGUUCGCGAAUGAAGGGUUUCUUGGAGGGCAGAGGCAUUUGUUGAAGACCAUCAAGAGGAGGAGGCAUGUGUCGCAGAAUAUGCAUGAAGGUGGAGGAGGGGCUUGUGUUGAAUUGGGACAGUAUGGGCUAGAGACUGAGCUUGAAAGACUGAAGAGGGACAGAAAUGUGUUGAUGACUGAAAUAGUGAGAUUGAGGCAGCAACAACAGAAUUCAAAGGAGCUGGUCAUUGCAAUGGAGGAUCGGUUGCAGACGACUGAGAAGAAACAGCAACAGAUUAUGAGUUUCCUUGCAAAAGCACUCAAGAACCCAUCUUUUAUCCAAAACUUUGCUCAGAAAAGAGAGUUGAUUGGUGUUGAAAUUGGUCGAAAGCGAAGAUUAGCUGCCAGCCCGAGUGUGGAGAAUUUGCAAGAGAUGCCUACAGCCCAUGUUUUGGCCAGGUCAAGAAGUCAGGAUCAGGGAGAGUUUCCAACCAUGGAGUCAGACUUUGAGUCACUUUUCUCAGCUGCUGCUUUGGACAAUGAAUCAAGCAGUGAUUUCAAGGGCUCUAAUCUAACUUCAAUACCCACAAGUAAUGGUGGCAACUUGGGCACUGUGAAUGAGACGAUGUGGGAGGACUUGUGGAGUGAAGAGCUCAUUGGUGGAAAUCCAGAGGAAGAGGUUGUGGUGGGGAAUGAUUCUGAAAUCGAUGUGGAGGUGGAGGAUCUUGUUGCUGAUCCUUCAGAAUGGGGUGAGGACUUGCAAGACCUUGUUGAUCAAAUGGAUUAUCUGAUCAAGGCCAAUCCUUAGGGAAGAUAGUCAGAUAUCGGUGACUCAUUGAUGAAGAUGUUGUGUUUAGAUGAAUUGGUCCCUGGAACACCAUUCCUUGCUCAUCAUAUUUGGUAUAUGCUUUAAUUGGUUUUGAUUUUAAUAAGUCUGUGUUCUUUGUUGUGAGUGAGAAAUAAUGUAUGAUUUCUGAUGCAGCAGGGAAUGGUGAAUGUUGCAAUGGGGCCGAUAAUUGUUGCUGUUUUUUUUAUAUCCUUUUGCAAUCAUGAUUUAGUUUUUUUAAACAUUGGUGGUACUUCUGAUUCUAAUCAGUUCUGUUGUGAUUUAGUUUCUUCUUCUUUGGUGUUUUGCAGGAGGUGAAGCCUAUGG
Molecule: messenger RNA, 1609 nt
Organism: Fragaria vesca subsp. vesca
Lineage: Eukaryota; Viridiplantae; Streptophyta; Magnoliopsida; Rosales; Rosaceae
Product: heat shock factor protein HSF30-like
Exons: 2
Coding region: 146-1264 (372 amino acids)
Biological process (GO): regulation of transcription by RNA polymerase II
Cellular component (GO): nucleus
Molecular function (GO): DNA-binding transcription factor activity; RNA polymerase II cis-regulatory region sequence-specific DNA binding
Source: RefSeq, a predicted model, not a curated record